UGUUGUUUUUAUCUAUCCUGACCGGAUCUUUCAGAUUAUCUAAACGCUAUUUAUCAUCGUUAUACAUUUAGAUAGCUUCUUAGCACAACAGCGUUUCACGUCCCUUGCAUAGCCAACCGAUCUCAUGGACUUUAGCGAUUUAGUAUCCCCAAAACUGGUGGAACGAAAGCUGUCUCUGUCCUCCAACACAUCGUCCAACCAGUCCACAGUGAUACACAACCGUCAUCAAUCACAGGCUGGAACGUCCACGGCGACGUCGCUCAUGUCCCAGGUUCUCCACCAAAGCAGCGAGACACGGGGGUUUGCGCUUGACACUGACCAGUUGUAUCAGGAGCGUGAAUCGCAGUACCGCGUGGGGCCAAAGAUGCCCCAGCCGCCACAGGUGUCGCUAAAGGUGCCAUCUCCGUUGAGUAACCGGAGACUCAGCCGAAGUGACAGUGUGAGCCUUCUUCACCAGCACAUUCAGCAGCGUGCCGCGAGCCAUGGCAGCGAGGGGAGUACUGGCAACACAAGUGCGCGCGUGGCAAACAGCGACAUUCGCACAGACCCUAGCCUUAAAAGAGACAGUCGUGUGGAUGAGUUAGCCAGCCCUGCGCGCAAUGAUCCCACACGUGCGCUUGCCAGCCCGCGCGCGAACCGCCGCUCGCUCCAGCUCGACUCACCUGAGUCCACGCCCAGACGAACCACAUUUGGCCUCGACAUAACCACACCUGCAGACGACUUGCGGGUAGAUGGCUACUCGUACCUCGAUGACGAGGUAGAGAUACAGACAGACCCCGAAGAGCUUGACAGCGAGGACAUGGCGCUGGAAGAGUCUGAGUCGGAUUCCGACGAUUACAUGCUCCAGUCACCUCCCAGAAGCCCACCGCGCGAGCUUGAUCCCGACAAGUUGUACGCACUCUACGACUUUUCCGGUCCCGAUCCGCUGCACUGCAAUAUCGCGCGCGACGAGCCCGUGAAAUUGAUCAACGACGAGGAUAACUAUUGGUGGUUGGUUCGCCGUCUUAGCGAUAAUAAAGUUGGAUUUGCACCUGCAGAGGUGUUGGAAACCUAUGGUGAACGGCUCGCGCGGUUGAACUGCUGGAAGAAUGAGGAGAUUGAAACGGCGUUCAAGAACGGGAACGGGGGUGACACCACUGUCGAACUGGCUUCGUCGUUCCAGAGGGGGGUUUCAGAGAAGAAGGAGCCAAGGCUUAAGGCUAAGUCGGUCACAUUCCUCCAGGAUUACCAAUACAAUGACGAGGAGGAAGCGCACAGCGAGGUGGUCAGUGAGCCGUACCAGAACAUCCAGCCGUUAGUUCUAGCCAAGAGCCGUUCGGGUUUACGAAACGUCGAGGAGGAACCACAAGCGUUGAGCAUUGCCAAUUUGUCAAAGAUUUCAGAGUCAAGCCAGAAGGACGGCCAGCACAACGCGUACGCGCGCGCCAACCAGACUAUGGCGUUGGUGGACGAUUUGGGCCAACCGCCACGCGCACACAGCAGCUCCUACGCUUACCGCGGUGAUGACGGGACCAGCAGCAUUGGCACCUUUUCGCCUGACACAUCCGACUGGAGCUCACCGGAAUCGUACAACGACUCCAGAUUUCCUUCUGGGAGUCGCACGAGCCUCACACCAGCCUCUCCCAUCCUGGGUGCCGCUAGAAGAACGGUCUACCCGGUCCCGGAGCCCACUCCCACUGUUUCCAAAAAGGUUAUCGACAUUAAUCCAGAUAACAGUCGUAAUAUUGGCGAUUUCCUCGCCGACGACUCGCACCGUCGCCCCCCAGCACCCCCAGAGGAUGCCCCCCAGACACCACGGUUGUACGAUGACACACUUGAAUUUUCUAGCAGCACCCCACCGUUAUCCACUAGUUCGCCGCAAAGGAGACCUCCUCCGGAGUCUGAAAAGUUGAAGCUCAAGGGUUUGGACCACGUGCCUAGUCUAGAGCCUCUGGAACCAAGCUCUGAGUCGUAUCUCAGGACUAUAAGCCUUCAGGAUGCCAGUUCUGGAUUGUCUUCGGAAAUCCAGGCCACCAGCUCACCUCAAACUUCCUUCAUGGCAGAUGCCAUUCUAGUUAACGAAGAGAUAGAGAGCGAUAUCUCGCCUACUCGGCUCGACGAUACGGUCGUCACCCGCUCCUUUUCCUUGAAAUCGUCACGACAGAAGGGGGAGACAAGUGCUGGCUCCACGCCUCAUAUCUCACAAACGGCCCGCUAUCUGUCCUCUUCUGCUGAAAACACCUCGCUUUUCCAGACUGCCAUCCAACCGCUAGUCGAUCAGAAAUCCACGCCUACCAGCACCCCUAUAAUAUCCCAGACGCCCUCCAGUACGCCAAAAUCCCUCCAGAAAGCUCACCGCACCCACUCGCGCUCUGGGAGCUCUGGAAAGAUCAAAUCCGCCUCCAGUGAAUCCAAAAGAAAAACCUCCUCGCCCACCUCACCUAGCUUGAGACGCAGUUCAUUAUCUUCUACCGGCGGGAUCUCGCGCUCAUCUUCUAAGAGCAGAAGCCACCGAGGCAGCGUGUCAGAGAGUAUGCGUAUGUUGGACAACUUGAUCAACGACGAGUCCGCCCUUUUCGACCCCAGUGUGUUGGGCAAGACAGGCUCCGACGACAGAACCUCCAGCUCGGCUACGGCGAUUGCUGUGUCAGACCAUGACUCAUCUAUCUCGACGGUGAAUGAUGCGGACGAUGGCUACCGAUCGUUUGAUGACUUGCGUAACGAGUCCAGCGAAAAAUUGAUGUCUACUUCUUCUUUGGUCACCGGGGGCUCCACCGCUCCAUCCACCCUGGAAGCGGUCGAUCAACACGACGAAGUGUAUCUCAAGAGUCGCGUGAAGGGCUACAACGCCUCUUAUCCGCUGAUGAGCGACCAUUCAGCCAAGCGUAGCCUUCGAGCCACUUCUUCGUCUAUAACCGUGGACAAGAGACACCACGAUGGUGGACUGAGCUCCAGCGGCACCAUCUCGUCCAGACACGGAGGUAUCCACCAGAUGUUUGACCCAUGGAUGGAUCAACUCGAUGAGUUAGCCACGAAGAUGAAGGACUUGGAAGCGUUGCUCGGUUAAGGCCUACCUUUUGCAUGCACUCGACUACUCCUAUUCUUGCUGAAAUAUCGUAAAUGAUUAUGGGUUGGUGGCAUGCUAUUGUUGGAGUCACUUGGUAUGUGAAAAUAAAUCUGUAUACCUAUGCCUUUCGCGAGUUGUAACCAGCCACGAUUGGUGCUUUGCUUAAACCGCCGCUGCGGACUUGUAGGUGAGCGUCACGUUGUCCAAACAGUCUUUAUUGUAAGCCAAAACUGGAUUUUGUGCCAGCAUAAACUUAGACAGUUAAAAUUAUGUAAAGAUAUGCACAAUCAAAUGGCCACCUCUGGCACUU
This is a messenger RNA of Babjeviella inositovora NRRL Y-12698, 3356 nucleotides long. RefSeq names its product protein phosphatase regulator (gene BUD14). The transcript has a single exon. The record is from RefSeq and is a predicted model, not a curated record. Gene Ontology annotation, biological process: establishment or maintenance of actin cytoskeleton polarity. Gene Ontology annotation, cellular component: cell tip; microtubule cytoskeleton. The coding region runs from base 125 to 3046 and encodes 973 amino acids. Lineage: Eukaryota; Fungi; Ascomycota; Pichiomycetes; Serinales. Gene Ontology annotation, molecular function: protein binding.